UUCCCUCGGCUCAGCGGUCUCAGGUUGUACAGCUAAUGCUGCGAGGUAGUCCCGACAGUCUCCCAGUUCCCAGAGCAGCCGCCAGGUGUUUCAGUCCGCGCUCCUAGUCUCCCGUCGGGCCGCAGAGCCCGAGCUCUGAGCAGAAUGGAUCCUUCUUUGGAUACAUGGGACUUCUCACCUUUAAUACCAUUAUGGAUAAACAGAUACUACAUAUAUUUGGGCUUUGCCCUUGGUAUUAGCCUUUGGAUUUGUUUCCAGAUUGUCAUCAGGAAGCAGUCGUUUAUCUUCAAAGGCAAGAACUCACAGGAAAGAUCGAUUCCAAAAGCAACUCGGGAUUUGAUGACAGAUGGUUAUAUCUCUCUUCACAAAAAGGAAGACUUUGUGUCUGGAGUGAAGAUUUUCUAUGGUUCCCAGACUGGUACAGCAAAGGAAUUUGCAACAAUUCUUGCCGAAGCUGUUACCUCCCUGCACCUGCCUGUGACAAUUAUUAAUCUGAAAGAAUAUGAUCCAGAUGAUAAUCUAGUAGAAGAGGUCACUAGUAAAAUUGUUUGUGCCUUCCUGGUUGCUACAUACACUGAUGGUCGACCAACCGAGAGUGCAGAGUGGUUCUGCAAAUGGUUAGAGGAAGCAUCCAAUGAUUUUCGAUUUGGCAAAACUUACCUAAAGGGUAUGAGAUAUGCGGUGUUUGGCCUGGGAAAUUCUGCCUAUGCAAGCCACUUCAACAAGGUGGGCAAGAAUGUUGAUAAGUGGCUAUGGAUGCUUGGUGCUCAUCGCGUGAUGACUCGAGGGGAGGGUGACUGCAAUGUGGUUAAAAGCAAACACGGCAGCAUUGAAGCUGACUUCAGAGCUUGGAAGAGCAAGUUCAUCUCCCAGCUCCAGGUGCUUCAUCAAGGAGAGAAGAAAUCCUGUGAUGGCAAUUGCAGAAAAGGCAAAUGUGAAUCUAGUCAGCACGGCUCAGAGGAAAUGGAGCCAGGGUCUCAUACCAAGGACAGAUCGCAUCAGAGAGACCCUGAGGAGGAGGAGGAGCCCUUUGAGAGUUCCAGUGAGGAAGAAUCUGGUACUGAGGACCACCAGAGUCUGACUUCUGUUGUUGAUGUUGAGGACCUUGGCAAAAUUAUGAAUCUUGUGAAGAAAGAAAAGAGAGAAGAGGAGCAGCAGGAAGAGAAAGCGGGUGUGUUCAGGAACACAGUGAAGAAGGAAGCCAGUGAAAGGAGAGCUAUGAUCACUCCUGCCCUCCGAGAAGCCCUUACUAAACAAGGUUAUCAGUUGAUUGGGAGCCAUUCUGGGGUGAAGCUUUGCAGGUGGACAAAGUCAAUGCUCCGAGGGAGAGGAGGUUGCUAUAAGCAUACAUUCUAUGGCAUUGAAAGCCAUCGUUGCAUGGAAACCACCCCGAGCUUAGCAUGCGCAAAUAAAUGUGUCUUCUGUUGGCGGCACCACACCAACCCCGUGGGCACUGAAUGGCGGUGGGAGAUGGACCAGCCUGAAGUGAUUUUAAAGGAAGCCAUUGAAAACCAUCAGAACAUGAUCAAGCAGUUUAAAGGAGUACCAGGUGUCAAAGAAGAACGUUUUAAAGAAGGAAUGAAGGUGAAACACUGUGCAUUGUCCCUUGUGGGAGAACCUAUCAUGUACCCAGAAAUCAACAGAUUUUUGAAGCUACUCCAUGAGUGCAAAAUCUCCAGUUUCCUGGUCACAAAUGCACAGUUCCCUGUGGAAAUCAGGAACCUCAAACCGGUUACCCAGCUAUACGUCAGUGUGGAUGCUAGCACCAAAGAUAGCCUGAAAAAAAUUGACCGACCACUCUUCAAGGACUUCUGGCAAAGAUUCCUCGACAGUUUAAAAGCCUUGGCAGCAAAGCAACAGCGUACUGUCUACAGACUGACUCUAGUGAAAGCAUGGAAUGUGGAUGAACUCCAAGCCUAUGCUGAGCUGGUGUCUCUAGGGAGUCCCGACUUCAUCGAAGUGAAGGGUGUUACCUACUGUGGAGAGAGUUCAGCAAGCAGUCUCACCAUGGCUAAUGUGCCCUGGCAUGAGGAAGUGGUACGCUUUGUACAUGAGUUGGUGGAUCUGAUCCCCAACUAUGAGAUUGCUUGUGAACACGAACAUUCCAAUUGCCUCCUGAUUGCUCACAGAAAGUUUAAGAUUGGUAGAGAAUGGUGGACAUGGAUUGAUUAUAACCGCUUCCAGGAACUUGUCCAGGAAUAUGAAGACAGUGGCGGAUCAAAGACUUUCAGCGCAGAGGAUUACAUGGCCAAAACUCCGCACUGGGCAUUGUUUGGGGCCAGUGAGAGAGGCUUUGAUCCCAAGGACACAAGAUAUCAGAGAAAGAACAAAUCAAAGGCUAUUUCUGGAUGUUGAGAUGAUCUGAAUUUAGGAUACUUGAAGGACAAAAACUGAUGGCCCUCAGACUCCACUGUGAUUUUUUUCAAGGACAAAUGACAUGAAUUAUAUUCCAUACACAGGAGAUGGGAAGGCAGAGCGUGGGGAUGCGAGUCACAUCCUGGGGCUGCGGGGGAAGCAUCCACACUUGGA
Molecule: messenger RNA, 2529 nt
Organism: Molossus molossus (Pallas's mastiff bat)
Lineage: Eukaryota; Metazoa; Chordata; Mammalia; Chiroptera; Molossidae
Product: S-adenosyl-L-methionine-dependent tRNA 4-demethylwyosine synthase TYW1
Exons: 16
Coding region: 145-2355 (736 amino acids)
Biological process (GO): wybutosine biosynthetic process
Molecular function (GO): FMN binding; 4 iron, 4 sulfur cluster binding; catalytic activity
Source: RefSeq, a predicted model, not a curated record